This is a messenger RNA of Durusdinium trenchii, 762 nucleotides long. NCBI's taxonomy places the organism in Eukaryota, Dinophyceae, Suessiales, Symbiodiniaceae. The record is from the annotation of a GenBank genome assembly.
AUGGCCCAAGCUGCGAGGACAUGCACCAGGAGCAUUUCGCUCUUGGAUCUCUUUGGUGCAAGCGAAAGGAUGAGCAGAGCAUGGCAAAGUCACGGCCUGCUGACUGCAUCAUAUGACAUAAAAAACGACCAGCAGGAUGACAUUACCACACGUGGUGGCUUCUUCCGCUUGGCAGAGAGAGGGCUGUUGCUUGUAGCAGGAGCAUUGAUCUUCGCAGCUCCACCAUGCAGCCUUUUUAUCUUUCUGAGUUCCUCUGUGCACCGCCGCAAAGCUGCCAAUGAUUUUCGCGGCGAUCAGCGGCGCUUCAAAGUCCGACUGAGCAACUGCAUACUACAGAACAUGGUAUGUUUCUUGCGUGAGCUAGCUGUCUUCAGACACUUCUACUUAGUGAUAGAGCAACCGACAUCGAGUGUCAUGUGGAAGGUGCCAGAAAUGAAGGACCUCCUGAGCUCUUUCCGAAUGAAACGAGUGUUUACUUGGCUUGGCCUAUUUGGGCAUCGCCUCCAGAAAGGUACCAAUCUUUGGGUUGCUUUGCCAGGGGCGCAAGCCUUAUCUCGUCGAAUGACGAAGGCGCGAAGGGCAGCCUUUGUGAAGCGACAGAGUCAAUCCUCUGGUGGUGGUCACCGCGACUACACCAGACAUGAGGAUGGAACGGUGUCAGGAGGACCAGACCUCCAGAGCUCGGCUAUAUACCCAGCUCCAUUUUGCCGGCAAGUGUUCAAGGUUGCCAAGCUGGUGUUGGCAGGCUUUUGUAUGCUGUAA